Molecule: messenger RNA, 3260 nt
Organism: Ictalurus punctatus (channel catfish)
Lineage: Eukaryota; Metazoa; Chordata; Actinopteri; Siluriformes; Ictaluridae
Product: NACHT, LRR and PYD domains-containing protein 3-like
Exons: 11
Coding region: 211-3246 (1011 amino acids)
Molecular function (GO): protein binding
Source: RefSeq, a predicted model, not a curated record
GUUUCUCAGCGUCCGUUUUGUUGCUGUUGGAAAAGCAAAAAAAACAAAAAAAACAAACAAACUCAGCACCAGGCAGAAAUGGUGACAUUUAUGUCACACAACAUGGACUGUUGACUAAACGAGGGUAAGUAAUUCCAGCAGAAGCCAUCAGCAUCUUCAGGACUCAGCUGUGUGUCCAUGAGCUGUCUGUGUAUACACUAAUAUUCAAACAUGGAGACCCCUGACCUGGACACAGAUGAUGUGACUCCACCCUCAAAAAAACAUAAACACCAGAGAAAGAGAUCAGACUCACCGGAACCCAGCUGUGUCUCCAUGAAGAGUGAUGCGUCUAUGCAUUCUCCUCUGUACUUUAAAAAUGGAAACCCCUCGUCUGGACACAGUAAACUACAGAGAAAGAGAUCAGACUCACCGGAACGCAGCUGUGUCUCCAUGAAGAGUGAUGCGUCUAUGGAUUCUCCUAAGAACUUUAGAGAUAGAGACUCCUCAUCUGUACACAGUGUUCUACAGAAGUCAGGAGACAGAAGAGAAAAGAACAUCACAGCUACAGGACACGACCCAGAACCUGCUGCUGUAAAUGAAUUCCAGAAAAUGUUCAAAUUAAAUCUGAUGAAGAAAUUUCAGUGUUUAAAUGGAGUGAUGAUAAACCUGGAAAACCGAACACUAGUGAAUGAGAUCUACACAGAGCUCUACAUCACAGAGGGAGACAGUGGAGACGUCAAUAAAGAACAUGAGGUGAGACAGAUCGAGGCAGUAUCCAGAAGAACAACAACAGAGGAAACACCAAUCAAAUGCAAUGACAUCUUUAAGGCGUUACCUGAUCAAGAUGAACCCAUCAGAACUGUGCUGACAAAGGGAGUCUCUGGCAUUGGAAAAACAGUUUCUGUGCAGAAGUUCAUUCUGGACUGGGCUGAAGGGAAAGCAAAUCAGGAUGUCCACCUCAUUUUUCCACUUCCUUUCAGAGAGCUGAAUUUGAUGAAGGACCAGAAACUGAGUCUGAUGGAUCUCCUUCGUGUCUGUUUUAAGGAGACAAAAGAAACAGAAAUGUUCAGUUUGGAAAAGGUUCUGUUCAUUUUUGAUGGAUUGGAUGAGUAUCGUUUUCCUCUGGAUUUCCAGAACACAGAGAGAGUGUGUGAUGUAACUGAAUCAGCAUCAGUGCUUGUGCUGCUGAUAAACCUGAUCAAAGGGAAUCUGCUUCCCUCUGCUCUCAUCUGGAUCACCUCCCGACCAGCAGCAGCUGAUCAAAUCCCCUCUGAGUGUGUCCAUCGAGUCACAGAGGUACGAGGGUUCAAUGACCCACAGAAGGAGGAGUACUUCAGGAAGAGGAUCAGUGAUCAGAGCCUGGCCAAUAACAUCAUCACACACCUGAAGUCAUUAAGAAGCCUCUACAUCAUGUGCCACAUCCCAGUCUUCUGCUGGAUUUCAACCACUGUUCUAGAGAGAAUGUUGGAUGAAGCAGAGAAUGGAGAGAUCCCCAAGACUCUGACUCAAAUGUACACACAUUUCCUCAUCAUUCAGACAAACAUCAUAAGAGAAAAGUACUCAAAGAAGCAGGAGAGUGGUGAAGAAAUGCUUCUCAAACUGGGACGACUGGCUUUUCAGCAGCUGAAGAAAGGCAACCUGAUCUUCUACGAGGAAGACCUGAGAGGGUGUGGCAUUGAUGUGAGAGAAGCAGCCGUGUACUCAGGUGUGUGUACACAGAUCUUCAGAGAAGAGUUUGGACUUCACCAGAGUAAAGUGUACUGCUUUGUUCAUCUGAGCAUUCAGGAGCAUCUCGCAGCUCUGUAUGUGCACCUGACAUUCAUGAUGGAAAAGAGAAAUGUUCUUAAACAGUCCUCUGACCAGUUGACUGAAGAAAUUACAAUCUCAGCUGUCCACAAGAGUGCUGUAAAUCAGGCCUUAAAGAUUCAGACUGGACAUCUGGAUCUUUUCCUCCGCUUUCUUCUGGGUCUCUCACUGGAGUCCAUUCAGAAACUCUUACAUGCCUUAGUAACACAUACAGGAAGUAGCUCCCAGACAGAACAGAGGAACACAGCACAGUACAUUAAGAUGAAGAUUAAUGAAGAUCUUCCUACAGAGAAAUCCAUCAAUCUGUUCCACUGUCUGAAUGAACUGGGGGACAAUUCUCUAGUGGAAGAAAUCCAACGCUACCUGAAAUCUGGAAAACAAAGUGAACUCUCUUCUUCACAGUGGUCUGCUCUGGUGUUUGUCUUACUGACAUCAGCAGAGGAACUGGAGGAAUUUGACCAGAGUAAAUAUAUCUCUACAGAUAAAAUAAGAGAGGAGAUUCUUGUGAAGGUGAUGCCUGUGAUUGCAGCAUCCAGAAAAUCAAUUAUCAGGUGUGGUACAAUUCAAGAACGUGGUUGGUCAGCUCUGGCCUCAGUGCUCAGCUCAGAAACCUCCAAUCUGAGAGAACUGCAUCUGACUGUGGAUACACUGGAUCUGACUGUGGAUACACUGGAUCUGACUGGGAGUAAUCUAGGAGACUCAGGAGUGAAGCGUCUCUCUGCUUUACUGGAGAAUCCUCAGUGUAAAGUAAAAAAUCUGAAGUUGCAGUGUUGUCGUGUCUCAGAUGAAGGCUGUACUGCUCUGGCGUCAGCUCUGAGAUCAAACCCCUCACACCUGAGAGAACUGUAUCUGUCUGGGAAUAAUCUAGGAGACUCAGGAGUGAAGUGUCUCUCUGCUGUACUGGAGAAUCCUCACUGUAAACUGGAGAUACUGAAGUUGGAGUGUCGUGGUGUCUCAGAUGAAGACUGUGCUGCUCUGACUUCAGCUCUGAGAUCAAACCCCUCACACCUGAGAGAACUGGAUCUGUCUGGGAAUAAACUAGGAGACUCAGGAGUGAAGUGUCUCUCUGUGGUACUAGAGAAUCCUCACUGUAAACUGGAGAUACUGAAGUUGUAUAAUUGUGAUAUCUCAGAUGAAGGCUGUGCUGCUCUGACUUCAGCUCUGAGAUCAAACCCCUCACACCUGAGAGAACUGGAGCUGUCUAGGAAUAAACUCGGAGACUCAGGAAUGAAGUGUCUCUCUGCUGUACUGGAGAAUCCUCACUGUAAACUGGAGAUACUGAGGUUGUGGGAUUGUGAUAUCUCAGGUGAAGGCUGUGCUGCUCUGGCUUCUGCUCUGAGAUCAAACCCCUCACACCUGCGAGAACUGGAUCUGUCUUGGAAUAAUCUAGGAGACUCAGGAGUGAAGUGUCUCUCUGCUGUACUGGAGAAUCCUCACUGUAAACUGGAGAUACUGAAGUAAGAUCAUCUCUCUGA